Melospiza georgiana is the source of this 3406-nucleotide messenger RNA. RefSeq names its product solute carrier family 35 member D1 (gene SLC35D1). Bases 49 to 1017 code for a protein of 322 amino acids. NCBI's taxonomy places the organism in Eukaryota, Metazoa, Chordata, Aves, Passeriformes, Passerellidae. The transcript has 12 exons. Gene Ontology annotation, cellular component: Golgi apparatus. Gene Ontology annotation, molecular function: antiporter activity; GDP-fucose transmembrane transporter activity. The record is from RefSeq and is a predicted model, not a curated record.
GGGGGAGCCCCCGCCGGAGCCCCCGCGCCCGGCGAUGCGGAGCGGGGCAUGGCGGCCCCGCCGCUCUGCCUGCGCCUGCUGGCCGCCGCCUUCUACGGCCUCAGCUCCUUCCUCAUCGUCGUCGUCAACAAGAGCGUCCUCACCUCCUACGGGUUCCCGUCCUCGCUGUGCGUGGGGCUGGGCCAGAUGGUGGCCACGGUGGCCGUGCUCUGGGCCGGGAAGGCGCUGCGGGUGGUCAAGUUCCCUGACCUGGACAGACACAUCCCCCGGCGGACAUUUCCUCUACCUCUCCUGUACUUCGGGAACCAGAUCACAGGACUGUUCAGCACGCAGAAGCUGAACCUGCCCAUGUUCACGGUGCUGCGGAGGUUCUCCAUCCUGUUCACCAUGUUUGCCGAGGGAUUCCUGCUCAAGAAGAAGUUUUCCUGGAGCAUUCAGAUGACAGUGUUUGCCAUGAUCUUUGGUGCAUUUGUGGCUGCCAGUGCUGACUUGGCAUUCGACCUGGAGGGAUACAUUUUUAUCCUCAUCAACGACGCCUUAACAGCUGCAAACGGUGCCUACGUGAAACAGAAGCUGGAUUCCAAGGAGCUGGGCAAGUACGGCCUGCUCUACUACAAUGCACUCUUCAUGAUCCUGCCCACCCUGGCCAUUGCCUACAUCACUGGAGAUGCACAGAAGGCAGUGGAGUACCAGGGCUGGGCUGACACCUUCUUCCUCGUGCAGUUCACGCUCUCCUGUGUGAUGGGGUUUAUUCUGAUGUAUUCCACGGUUCUUUGCACUCAGUACAACUCUGCUCUUACAACUACAAUAGUUGGCUGCAUUAAGAAUAUUUUAAUAACCUAUAUUGGGAUGUUUUUUGGAGGAGAUUAUAUUUUUACAUGGAUGAACUUCAUUGGUCUAAAUAUCAGUAUUGCCGGGAGCCUGGUGUACUCGUACAUCACCUUCACGGAGGAGCAGCUGAGCAAGGAGCCGGAGGCCGGCGCCAGGCUGGACCUGCGGGGCAAGAGCUCGGUGUGAGCGGGGCCGAGCCCAGCGCUGCUCCUGCCGGCCUGAUGCGGGCAGGGGGCCCGCGGUGCUCGUGAUUAGCACGGCUGAGAUUGCUGCCUUCCUUCGCAAAUCCUCGGCGACGCCCGCCCGGCCUGCGCGGGCAACGAGGAGCCUAAUUGAGCCUGAUUAACGGGAGGAAUUAACGGGUUUCUAAUCAAGGCGGGGCUGGCAGUGGAGAUGGGCACGGGCAGGGCUGGCAGCUCUGCCCUGGGGUGUGCCAGGGUGUCCCUGGCUGGAUCUGCUCCCUGGGAUGCUGGAUCUGCUCCCUGGGGUCCUGGAUCUGCUCCCUGGGAUCUGGAUCUGCUCCCUGGGAUCUGGAUCUGCUCCCUGGGAUGCUGGAUCUGCUCCUUGGGAUCGUGGAUCUGCUCCCUGGGAUGCUGGAUCUGCUCCCUGGGAUCUGGAUCUGCUCCCGGGGGUCCUGGGUCUGCUCCCGGGGGUCCUGGAUCUGCUCCCUGGGGUCCUGGAUCUGCUCCCUGGGAUCUGGAUCUGCUCCCUGGGAUCUGGAUCUGCUCCUUGGGGUCCUGGAUCUGCUCCCUGGGAUCUGGAUCUGCUCCCUGGGAUCUGGAUCUGCUCCCUGGGAUCUGGAUCUGCUCCUUGGGGUCCUGGAUCUGCUCUCUGGGGUCCUGGAUCUGCUCCCUGGGAUCUGGAUCUGCUCCCUGGGGUCCUGGAUCUGCUCCCUGGGAUCUGGAUCUGCUGAUCCCAGCGGGCUGGGAGCUGGGGCUGGCUCUGUGCCCAGCCUGCUCCCUCUGGAACAGGGCAGUGCCCUGGGAGCUGCUCCUGGGCUGGGCCAAGACCUCCGGGGUGAAUGUUCACUGCUCUCUGGACUGAAUUUAAGCUGUUUUCAGUUGGUUUUCUGUUUGUUUGGCCCAUUAACCCACUUUCCAAGCUGGGUUUUCCCUCCUGGCUCUGUCAGAGCCCUGCAUCCCCCUCAGUCCCUCUGAGGUUGGUGACAUUCCCAGCAGGAAGGGUUUUCCUGCCCUGCUGAGCUCUGCAGCCUCCCUUGGAUCCAGCCCGGCUUUGGGAAAGCUGCUGCCUUGCUGGGAGGAGCUGCUGGGGCCACGGGAGAGCCAAGGUGGCACAACUGGCACAGCACAUCAGGGAAUCGCAGGGGCUGCAGCUCCCACCCCUGGAAGAGGCACAAGGACUUAAAUCUUCUUUUUUUGGCAAGUACAGGGGGCCCCAUAAUUCCUGUUUUCUAUGGAAUGAAUCACUCUGAGUUUGUGACCCACUAAAAGAGUGGAACUGUAGAACAUUGGGCAGUAGUGUUCAGUGAGUUUUAAAGGUUGUCUUACCCAGCACCUCUUUCCAGGUUGUCUUUCGGUUUUAAAAGAAUUGUUUUUAAGCUUGGUUAAAAAAAUUUUAGUAAAAUAACGUAUUUAGAGAUUUUUGUACCCUAACAGCUUCCCUAGAAACUGACAGUGGGAUUUUUUAGGAGAUACUUGCUUAAGCUGAACUGCUGUUGGGCAAAGCUGAAUUUGUUGGAAUUUUCUGGAAGUGUUUGGAUGGGAAGGAGAUUUUCUGUGAGGGUGCAGCUCCAGCCUGCUGUGCUGGGGAAGGUGUGGAGCGAGUCAGCUGCUGCCUGCUCCAACAUCCCACUCCUGGAGCAAUUCCAGAGCCACAAUUCCCCUUUUUUGUGGCAUUUUGUGGUCACUGCAGGCAGUUGGGGUGUCGUGGAGCAGCCCCUCAGCACAUUCCCCCUGUGAACACAGUCAAAAGGAAAUCCCUGAUUAUUUUGUCUCCCAAAAUUCCAGUAAAACCUUGGCUUUGUACCGGGCAGGGAGGGUCACAAACCUUUCCUGGUGUGGAGAAGCCCCCCAGUCCCAGCCCAGAUGGGGUUGCUGGUCCCAGUACUGGUUCUGGUUCUGGUUUUGUACUGGUUGUUCUGUCCUGGUUCCCAGUGCCCAGGUGCUCCUGCCCUUGCUGCAGCAUUCCCAAUUCCCAAUUCCCAAAUCCCAUUUUUCUCCCCCUUGUGCUCCAGCUGCACCAUGCUGAGGUCACAGCCAGCAGGGUGAUUCUGCCAGAGGGGUUUUUAUGAUUUUCUGUUUGUUUUUGAAUCUACUGGUUAGAUUUGCAGUCCUAAGAGAGAAGGAUUUUUAAAGCUUUUUUUUUUUUUUUGUCCACGCUGGGAUCCUGCUGGAUCCUAAACACUGGGAAAGCCAAGAAUUCCUCUAACAGUAUUUUCUAUGCUAUUAAUUGACUAAAAAACAAAUGUUUUCUAUAGAGAAUCUAUUUACAAAAUGAGCAUUUUAGUGAUGAAAACCUGAAUGUAUGGCAGGCUGUGGAUGUGAGGAAUGAGAGCAGAAAGGAUUUAUGUGCCUCUGUAUUUUUGUAUUUGCUUCCAAUAAACCAAUGAACCAAA